Myotis daubentonii (Daubenton's bat) is the source of this 3043-nucleotide messenger RNA. It is a transcript of the gene ZC2HC1C, whose product is annotated as zinc finger C2HC-type containing 1C. Lineage: Eukaryota; Metazoa; Chordata; Mammalia; Chiroptera; Vespertilionidae. The record is from RefSeq and is a predicted model, not a curated record.
AGCUGCGGGCGCCUGCGCGGCCGGAGGUGAGUGGAGGGCUCUGGUGCCGGGAUUUCCCCGGAGCUGGGGUUGUCUCUGACAGCCAGGUACGCGGAAGGGCGGGGAGACAUGGGGUCAGCCCCUCGCCCUCCCAAGGGCCCGAUGGACAAAAUGAAGGCUUGUCUCCAAAGCGGAGCCCCCAGUGGGGACGCCCCGGCUGACCCUCCAGGACAGAGUGUGACUUCCGUGUUCCGGACCUAAAGCCCGCGGCGGUCGGGCCAGGUGCCCCCCUCCUACCCCCUUUUUCAGGUUACGAACCUCCCGCCGCUGGGACUCCUUGGGUGAGGGUUUGACGGCCAGGCACCUGCUGCAGGCCCCGUGCGGUUGCUCUGCUCCUUGGAGUCGAGCGCGGACCCAGCGGGAGGGAAGCCCUGAGAGCUCUGUGGGCCGGUCACUACCUCCGGCCGCAGUUUUCUCACCUGUAAAAUGAUGGGGCUGGACUUGGAGUCUUAAGGUCCCUAAAUUACAGCCAUGUAACUGAGCCAACUCCUCCGCUUAUGGUGGAAAAAUUGGAGCCAGCAAGGGGAGGUGGCUUGUCCUGUGUUGCAGAGCGAAAACCUGACUUCCAAACCAACAGCUCUGCCCAGAGCGCUUUGCACCCAUAUGGAGUAUAUACUGUGUGUGCCAGGAGCACCCCUCUGUACAGCGGAGGCUGGUACCGGGAUCGGGGAGAGGUAGGUGGCAGGAACACCUGUAGCACAUUCGUUUUUCUAUCUUCAGGACCUGAUAAGCAUUCACAGGUCUAAAUAAGCUCUCACCUAACGCUUACGGAAGGAGAGCUCUGGCAGACUCAGCACCACUGUCCCUAAAAGGCUGAAAGGAAAACGCUUCAGUCCAGACCCUGAAUGGCUGAUCUCCACUUGGCACCACCUCUGCCUGUGGGUGUGAUGCUCCCGCAUAAUAAAACAAAAGCUCCCGGGCUCCACGCAAGUAAGCAAGAGCCCUAUGAAAAGGGUGACUCUCCCCAGCUGUCCUCAAUGGGGCACCUGAGGCAUCAUUCCCAGGAGAAGCUUUUGAGCAACCAAGAGCUGAUGCUGAAUCAUCCCUACCCUCACUCCAAACGGAACACCUGUGAGAGAGCUGGGAGCUGCUUCUGUCCCCACCGUGCUGGACUCAGCCAGCAAGAGCCAAAAAGCCACCUCCAGAGCCAAGCCAAGGAUUUGUUUUACUCAUCAGGCCCUCAGUCCCAGUACCCCAAAGCAAAUAACCAUGAAUUCAUCCCCUUUACAAAGAAGCGAGUUGGAGUGGACCGGGCAUACCCGCUGAAACCUGUGUUCCACAGGAAGUCUCAUAGUACAGGUGAGACUGGCAUGGAUGGGGACCAAGACGUCUCUCCAAGACCCCCUGAGCCAAGGGAGUUGUCAUACAGCGGCUUUGGUUUGAGGAACUGGGCCGGCUCAUCUGUGGUUGGUACUGCUGCUGCCAGGCAGGGGGAGAGGACCCUGGCAAACCCCACCCGGACCGAGUGGCUGCAGAUCCAAAGACUAGAAGCUGCAGGGGAGAAUUUAGAGGAGGAAAUUCGAAGAAAAGAGGCCCUCCUACGGGAAAAGCUGAAGAAGACAGAAGAAGAACUCAGGAGGAUCCAGAAGGAGAAAGAACAGGCUGAGGAAAAUGAAAAAAGAGAGUUACAGAGACUGACACUCCCCAGGAGGAGACUUCCAGGUAAUAGCAACACCACUUACAGACCCGUCUUCUCCCCAGACUCUGGCUCUAAGGGGGUCUUCAGUGGAGAGGAGGAAACUGGGGGAGGGUCUCAAGAAAAUUGUAGUCCAUUCCAGUUCUCUGGUUAUGGGAUGCAGAAGCUCAAAAGGGAAAGACUAGUGGCAAACAACAACAAAAUCCGAGACCACGCCUCGGGGCAGGUGAAGGAGAAGUGUCCUCAGCCUACAGAAGGGCCAGGCAGCACUUUGCCAAGGUCCGCCAGCAAUUCUAACUGGUCUAGGGCACCACACUCCUCAGGUUCCAGCUGUUCCACCGAAGAGCCAGAACUGGGCAAAUGCAGCCACUGUGGACGCAACUUUCUCUUGCUCAGGCUGGAGAGACACUCCACCGUCUGCAGCAGGACGCAGGGCUCCAAGAGGAAAGUGUUUGACUCCUCCCGGGCCCGGGCCAAGGGCACAGAACUAGAGCAGUACUUGAACUGGAAGGGACCAGCCUCAGUCAAGGCUGAAGCUCCACGGAAGAGCAACUGGAGACAGAAGCAUGAAUCCUUCAUCCGUACCCUCCGCCAGGCUCGAGAGGUCCAGCGGGUGAUUGCCAGAGGUGGAAACCCCUCAGACUUGCCUCCCAUCCCACCUGCAGAAAAUCCAGACUAUAUUCAGUGUCCUCACUGUAGCCGUCACUUUGCUCCCAAGGUGGCUGAGCGGCACAUUCCCAAGUGCAAGACCAUCAAGAACCGUCCUCUGCCUCCAAGGAAGCAUUCCAGUUGAGCAGACAACAGCGGAAACCUCCUCAGUCGUUCCAGGAAGCUCGGCUUCUCUUGAGCAGUAGGUAGGAGUAGAAUGAUUUGAUGCAAAGCAGGAAGAACUAGAUUUUAUACAUCUCCCAGAUCAGCCUGCAGAGCUGAAAUCAGGGAGGAGAAACCCAUUGCUAGCAGCAGGAGGCAGAAGGAAGUCUCAGCCUCCCACCUCAGGCUGGUGUGCCUGUUACUGCCCUAAGAACUGAUGGGUGAAGACAGUUAAGAGUGGCGAGCAGGCCACAUUAAAGCUGUCUUCUCACGAGCUGGCUUGUGGUUUGUGCUAGCUAAGUGCCUGCAUCUGCUUGGCCUUCUUGCCACUGCCUCUGCAUGUUUGUCUGUGGCUCCUGUUAACUCUUCUCAUUCUUGCGAGAAGUUGGCUCAUUCAGAUGAGUUGGUGUCAGAGGACCUAGGUCACCCAGAUGAUAUCUCAUAAAAGAUAAUACGAUUUUGUUGUAAGGCAAAUGGAAGUCUGUCCGUGACCUCCCUGGUGCAUGGUCCUGGCUAAAAACCAAUACAAGUAUGUAAGGUUAAGGUGCCAAUACAUCC